AUGGACAAUCUAAAGGGGCAAGCCCUUGAGAUCUUCAAUCGCUUGCGCCGCCUUUCCACUCAUCGUCGCUAUCAUAUUCUGCGGCAACAAGAAGAUGCCACGUUCAUCUCACCACCUUCUAGUCCAAGUUCGACUUUGCGCUUCCACUAUCCGCCCAAAUGGGGCUUCAAAUACCUGACAAUAUUUGUCCUGACGGUACUGGUGUGCAUGAUUCUGGUCUUUCGAAAAUCAACGCUGCAAACAUACCAUGAAGAAGAGUCAAUAGCUGAGCCACCAGUGCGAUUUGCUUGGCAGAGAUUCCCUCUUGACAAAGGGUACUACCAAGGCCUGCGGACGAUGUUUGCCAGUGACACCGAAGGUGAUGGACACGGCAUACCUCCCGCUCUGGACUCGGGCUCGGACAAUAUCGGCAAGGUGUAUCCGCAACCAUUCGAAUACAAUCCUUACCGAUCAGCGCAUGCCUCUGAAAGUCUACCUAUCGAAAAGUGUUUCCUCGACAACGAAAACAAGAUCUCUCCACCCCUGAUUCGGGCUUAUCAAAGUGUACCUCACGCUCUACCGGAGCCCAUGCUUGGGUCAUAUGACGUCCUUGGUCUCAACAAAGACGUCUGCUUUGACCGCUACGGCAGGUAUAUGGCCUACGGGCUGGGCUACGAGAUCGAGAGAGGCGGGACUGGUCUGGGAAUGCACGGCGACACCAAUGGCACCGAGCCUUUGUCUCGUAUCGAUUGGCGUAAGGUUGAUCUUGGCCGUGCCCAAACCGCUUGUCAUGAGAAGAAUCAACAUCGCUUUACUAGUGUGUCGAGCUACACGGACGACGCCUUCCAUCAUACGACAGCUUGGCCCAGCAACCCUUCCCCAGCCGUGACGCAAGACACGAAUAACGCGCAAACUCAACGUUAUGUGCCGAGAACCGCCGUUGUCCUUCGCCUGUGGGACGAGUAUCAAUGGACAAAUUACAGUCACCUCUACCUCCGCUCCUUGAUCACCGAACUCAACCUGAACUCCGGCGCCGAAUACGAUAUCCACCUCCUCAUCCAGGUCAAAUCCGGCGCACCCAUCUUCGCAUCCGAUGAGAUCUACAAUCAAGUCAUCGAGCAAACGGUGCCUCCAGAAUACCGGUCCAUGGCGACCCUCUGGACCGAAGACCUGAUGAAGUUGGUCUAUCCCGGCCCUUUCGAACCGCAGUUCAACCGCCCGGGCCGGAUCCACAGUGUAGGACGAAGUAUGCACAUGGCUUUGCAGUGGUUCGCCACGUCUCAUCCGGAGUACGAGUUUUUCUGGAACUGGGAGAUGGAUUUACGCUACGUGGGUCACUGGUACGAGUUGUUCGAUCGAACUUCGCGUUGGGCCGAACAGCAACCGAGGCGGGGUCUGUGGGAGAGGAAUGAUCGAUUCUACAUCCCAGAAGAACACGAGAGCUGGGAGUCGUUUGUAGAGGACACGGCGAUCCGGGCGAAGAAUGGCAGUGGGCAGGAAAUCUAUGGGCCGCAGGUGUUCCCCGGCUGGGACGAGGACGGACGAGCCAGGGUCUUUGGCGGAGACUACCAUGAAACGCUCAACAUCCCACGAACACCAACAUCCACACGAGACAGCAACGACGUCUCCUCUACUUGGGGCAUCUCCGAACCCGCCGACUACAUCACCUUCCUCCCGAUGUUCCAACCCGAGGGAACAUUCUGGAUUUUCCGCGCCGACGUCUCCGGCUACAACACGGCCCUCCCGAUCCCGCCGCGCCGCGCCUCCAUCGUCACGGCGGCCCGCUUCUCCCACCGCCUCCUGACAGUCAUGCACAAGGAAACCGCCGUGGGCCGACACUCGAUGUGCGGUGAAAUGUUUCCUGCCUCGAUGGCCCUGCAUCACGGCCUCAAAGCCGUCUUCGCCCCGCACCCGGUCUACUUCAACCGCCGCUGGAGUCCGCCCGAGUACAUUGACGAGAUCUUCAACAGCGACCCGACCACGGGGCAGAGUGGGGGUAACGGCGAGAGCGUGUUCAGCGAGAUCCCGCAGCAUAAUUUCAGGGGUGGGACGUAUUACUAUGACUCUGGGUUCGCGGGACGGCUGUGGCGAAGGUGGUUGGGGUAUCGCGUCGAUGGGGAGGGAGGGGCGGAGUGGGAGGGAGAUAGGGGGAGGAUGUGUUUGAGGAGUGUGUUGCUGCAUCCCGUUAAGAGUGAGGAAGGGGAUGUUGGGUAG
This is a messenger RNA of Fonsecaea multimorphosa CBS 102226, 2193 nucleotides long. RefSeq lists its product as uncharacterized. The transcript has a single exon. The record is from RefSeq and is a predicted model, not a curated record. Lineage: Eukaryota; Fungi; Ascomycota; Eurotiomycetes; Chaetothyriales; Herpotrichiellaceae. The coding region runs from base 1 to 2193 and encodes 730 amino acids.